AUGAACAGUUGGUUCAGAGUUCAGACUCUGGUUGAUGACUUAAGUUCUGUUUUUGGAAUGAAAAAUAUUGGGAAGUUUGCUUGUUUUCUGGGAUUACAGAUUACUUAUAGUGACUCGAGGGAUAUCUUUGUUAGUCAGGAAAAAUAUGCUAGAGACUUAUUGCAGAAAUCUGGUCUGACCUCUUGCAGAGCUUGUCCUACACCGUGUAAACCACAUACACGGGUGUUGAAAGAAGAAGGUGAGGUCUUGUCAAAUCCUACUAUGUUUCGAAGUAUUGUAGGGGCUUUGCAAUAUUUGACAUUUACAAGAACAGAUAUAGCUUAUCUUGUGAAUACUGCCUAUCAAUAUAUGACUGCACCAACAGAUGUUCAUUUUCAUUUAAUCAAACGAAUAUUGAGAUAUGUUCAAGGCACUCCGAAGCAUGGUAUCAGUUUUACUACUGGCCCUUGGCACCUCACUGCAUAUAGUGAUGCAGAUUGGGCCGAGGACAUCAAUACCAUGAGAUCAACUACUGGGUUUGUAGUUUUCUUGAGUCACAAUCCUGAAUCUUGGCAAUCAAAGAAGCAGAGCUCAGUUUCUAGAAGUUCUACAGAAGCUGAGUAUCAAGCCUUGGCAAACAGUGCGGCAGAUCUCUUUUGGAUACAAUAG
This is a messenger RNA of Prunus dulcis (almond), 648 nucleotides long. RefSeq lists its product as uncharacterized. NCBI's taxonomy places the organism in Eukaryota, Viridiplantae, Streptophyta, Magnoliopsida, Rosales, Rosaceae. The record is from RefSeq and is a predicted model, not a curated record. The transcript has a single exon. Bases 1 to 648 code for a protein of 215 amino acids.